Molecule: messenger RNA, 1857 nt
Organism: Suncus etruscus (white-toothed pygmy shrew)
Lineage: Eukaryota; Metazoa; Chordata; Mammalia; Eulipotyphla; Soricidae
Gene: SQOR
Product: sulfide quinone oxidoreductase
Exons: 10
Coding region: 261-1613 (450 amino acids)
Cellular component (GO): mitochondrion
Molecular function (GO): FAD binding; sulfide:quinone oxidoreductase activity
Source: RefSeq, a predicted model, not a curated record
GCGGGCUCCGACCCCCGUGGCACCCCUCUUGGCGUGCCGUACCGUGCUCAUUCCCGGUUAGGUGCGCCUGCCCUGGGCCCUUGGGCCGGACCUUUGCCGUCUGACCUCUCCCGGGGGCAGAUCAGAAGGUCUCCCCGCCUACGUUUGGGGCCGGGCGGGCAGGCGGGGCCCCAGCGAGGUGCCAACCCUGCUCUAGCAGCGCCAGCUUGGAAGCAGCCCGAGGCUCGACCUGCCCCUGCCCCGCCUGAUCCAUCCUGAAGAUGGCACCCCUGAUGGCUGCAGUGACUGGACCCCGCACUUGGUUAUUUGCCAGCCUCCAGCGACUGGGCACCUCACAGGUUGGUCCACGGCAGCUGCACACCGGGGCCUGUUUGGCAUCUAAGAACUACUAUGAGAUGUUGGUGCUUGGUGGAGGCAGUGGGGGGAUCACCAUGGCUGCCCGCAUGAAGAACAAAGUGGGCGCUGACAAUAUAGCCAUCGUUGAGCCCAGCGAGCAACAUUUCUACCAGCCAAUCUGGACACUCGUGGGUGCAGGUGCCAAGCAGUUAUCCUCAUCCGGCCGUCCCACAGCCAGCGUGAUUCCAUCAGGUAUUGAGUGGAUCAAGGAUAGAGUGAUUGAGUUCAACCCAGACAAGAACUGUAUCCGCACAGACACUGGCAAGGAGAUCUCCUACAGAUACCUUAUUAUUGCUCUGGGAAUCCAGCUGGACUAUGAGAAGAUUAAAGGUCUCCCUGAAGGGUUUGAUCACCCCAAAAUAGGGUCCAAUUAUUCCUUCAAGACAGUGGAGAAGACGUGGAAAGCUCUGCAGGACUUCAAGGAAGGCAAUGCCAUCUUUACUUUCCCCAAUACACCCAUAAAGUGUGCUGGAGCUCCACAGAAGAUCAUGUAUUUAUCAGAAGACUAUUUCCGCAAGACAGGGAAGCGUGCCAAGGCCAAUAUCAUUUUCAACACUUCCCUUGGAGCCAUUUUUGCAGUGAAGAAGUAUGCAGAUGCCUUACAAGAGGUCAUCCGGGACAGGAACCUCACUGUGAACUACAAGCAAAACCUUAUAGAAGUCCGAGCUGAUAGACAAGAGGCUGUUUUUGAAAAUUUGGACAAACCUGGAGAGACCCAAGUAAUUUCAUAUGAAAUGCUUCAUGUUACCCCACCGAUGAGCUCACCGAAUGUUCUCAAGAAUAGCCCAGUGGUGGAUGCUGCUGGUUGGGUGGAUGUAGAUAAAGAAACUCUGCAGCACAAGAAAUUCCCAAAUGUAUUUGGGAUCGGGGACUGUACAAAUCUUCCAACAUCUAAGACGGCUGCUGCAGUAGCUGCCCAGUCAGGAAUUCUUGACAGAACAAUUUCUCUGAUUAUGAAGAACAAAUUGCCAACAAAGAAGUAUGAUGGCUAUACAUCAUGUCCUCUGGUGACUGCCUACAACCGGGUGAUUCUUGCAGAGUUUGACUACAAUGCUCAGCCCUUGGAAACCUUCCCCUUCGACCAGAGCAAAGAGCGCCUGUCCAUGUACAUUCUGAAGGCUGACCUGAUGCCCUUCUUGUAUUGGAAUCUGAUGCUAAAGGGCUACUGGGGUGGACCUGCCUUUUUGCGGAAGCUUUUCCAUCUGGGGAAGAGUUGAGGAGGGCUCUCUCUCUGCUCUCCUCCCAUGGCUUCUGGCUCCAAAUCACAGUGAUUGGAGGACUAGGAGCUGCUUGAGGAACUUGAGCCGUAACCCCUUGAGGAAUUCACCACUGGAAGAUGGGGAUCCGCAUGCCUCUUUAGUCUACAUGUCUGGAACAGGCCUGGGAGUGGAGAGGGGGCUGCCCAAGGUGAACCUGAUUCUUUGGGGAACGAAUGAAUAAAUUUCUAUUUUUUAAAUAAAA